Tuber aestivum (summer truffle) is the source of this 4505-nucleotide messenger RNA. Lineage: Eukaryota; Fungi; Ascomycota; Pezizomycetes; Pezizales; Tuberaceae. The record is from the annotation of a GenBank genome assembly.
GGGAGGGGCACAAAAGUGAUGGUGAUCUUGAUGAUGAUGGUGGUGUCCUAGCUUUUUUUUGGGGGGGCCCGCCGAAUCGGAUCACCAAAAGGAAUGAAGAGGUUCCGUUUAUAGACUCCUUCUCUUUUUCUCGUGCUGUGCCCUAAAAAGCACAUUUUGGGUCACACAGUCCUUCCCCCUCUGCCAGAAAUCGGGGCCUGCUCUACGGUUCGGUCACGACAUUUUUUCCUCGCAAGUCGCUCCCUCUCUCACUCAUCCGUCACUCAUAUUGUACUCGAGUACCAUCGUGUUAUGUUUUGAUCAUUUUUCCCCUUUGUCCAACCGUCCUGCCCCUACAGUACUGUACUUGUGCCGUGCUCCCCGCUCUUACUCAGGCUCCGAGUUUUCUGCUGCUCAUCAUUGUUUGGCGCCCGGACCAGACCCUGCAUUAUCCCCGGUCACCAAAGAUUGUUGUUUCUCCAUUCCACUGCUCACCAGACCACCCGUUCCUACCGGUAAUUCCGUCGACGAGUUGUCCUUCGGGCUAGACCGGGGAUCUCGACGCGGGGGGAGUACUAAACUCAUAAUAGAACCCGAGGAAUCUAGCCUGAAGGUGCUGUAGUGGCAUACAUAACCCCUCACCGUUCCGUCGGUGGGGUCAAGACCUCGGAAUAGUGCGUGGGGACAAGAGGAGAGGAAGGAAAGAAAAAGAAAAGAAGAAGAAAAAAAAAGAGGUGUAGCUAUGAUGGAAGGAUUACUCUCUCGUCAAACAGUACUCGAGUACUCGAGUACCGGUAUUUGAUGGCGGGUUGGGCGUGAGACUAAAAGGAGGAGCCGGAUGUUCCAUGUGCUCUACUGUAUGCCGUACUCGGUCAACUUAUCUCCAAAUUCCUGGAAGAAGGAUUCACAGGAGACGGGAACCCCAUCUCAAGGUCUCGAUGUGGAACUUGGGGGCACGGGCACAGGACCAGUCCGUUCCACCUUUUGCCCCACCAUAAACACCAACCCAACCACUAGCACCACGCCCUUCACUCGGGCUCGCAGAAACCCAACACCACCAAGGCCUAACCAUAGCCCUUUUUUUUUGUGUGGCUGGCUAGGGCCCCCUACCGGCAAAAAUCUCAAACACAUUUUCCCUCCACUCACCACGCGAUGCUCUGCUGACUUGCAUGCCGCUUGUUUGGACCCAUCAUAUGGCCUAUUAACAAAACCCUCCCCUUUCAAAGAUCCGGCUCUUCCUCUUUCUUCCCUUUGCGUCUUCUCCUGUCUGCCAUAUUCUCCCUCUCGCCCUGUCCUCAUAAAGAUCUCUCCCUCUAUUUCCUUGGUGCCUUUGUCAAUAGACCCUUUCGCAUCUUCCAAGUCAAGGAAUCUGCCCCUCUGCUUGAGCCGCAUUCCAACAACUUUGUCGUACGUUGUUGCAUAGAUACUGGAUCCCGCGAACGGAGCCGGUUUUUUCUUUUUAGAUAAGCUUUCUCCUCUUGUGGGAUCACCCUUAAAGCUUGUUGGCCAUCCUCAAGCCUUGGUUGAGAUAUCUCGACAAAACCCCCCCCAGGACGUUCCCAAAAGGUCUCGACAGAUUUCGAGCCACUCGGACAGCCGGUGUCAACGCUGUCCUUAGGUUUCAAGGGAAUCUUAAGGGUAGCUCCACCUCCUCCGGAUUGUCAUCUGGUUUCCUUCAUCCCCUCUCGCUCAUAUUCCCCGCUUAGUUAUAACUGUUCCUACCCCUUACACCGCUCAAAAAAUGGUCCUGGUGAAUGACCAAGCUGUGGACACUCGUCUUACUAAAGCACCGCGCAUUUCUCGUCGCCAGAGAUUCUUCGCUCGCAUUACCCGCAAUUCGUCAUCCCCACAGCUUUCAAAACUCAAUUCGGGGCACCCGCCGUCGGUUAGAGACCAGUAUUCAAAGAAUCAUUCCGUCUCGUGUAUCUCUCUUCACCUAACACGCCCCGUGACCCCCGCAGCAGAACGCCCGCUCGGGUUCCGGGUUGCGGAGACGUUGGAUAUCCCGCGCCGCCAAGUCGAUAACAUGAGUGUUGGGAUUCCUAAUUCGGUGAGGAGGAAACCGGUGCUUACCGAUAUGUGGGGUUGCCUCCCCGGGGAGGUGCAGGUUCAGAUACUCCGCUAUUUGGAACCUAGAGAGCUUGUGCGCUGCUCGGCGGUUAGUGCCCAUAGCCUUUGUUACUGAAGUUUUGCUUUGUCUGCUGUCUGGGUUUUUCGUUGAAGCUGGGAAAUUCAAGUGACUAAGAGCAGAUUAUGUGGGUCGGCAAUUUAGGUUAGCAGGAAAUGGCAUUCAUUGUGCUUUGACGGGCAACUAUGGAGUAACUUGGAUGCUACAGGAUAUUAUAACAGGAUUCCUGUAGAUCAGCUUUCGAAGAUCAUUACAGGUGCAGGCCCUUUUGUUCGGAACCUGAACCUUCGGUAAGUUCCGCCUUAGCUACUGCCCUAAACUAGAUGCUUGUAUGGCGCUAACUUGGGAACAGGGGGUGUGUCCAAUUGCGGAACGACUGGAGGCUGGAGGUAGUGGUCAACGCAUGUCGGAACCUUCUCACGGCCUCUCUGGAAGGUUGUAAGUUUGAGCAAACAACCAUUCACACCAUAGUCUCGCGCAACCCCCGGUUGGCUCAGCUCAACAUUGCCGGGCUCAAGACGGCCAACAAUCGUACAUGCAGACUCAUUUCCAAAUCUUGCCCAUUAUUAGAGAGCCUAAAUGUAUCCUGGUGUUCUAGCAUGGACGCAAGAGGUAUUAAGAAAAUCGUUGAGGAGUGUAAGAACCUGCGAGAGUUGAGGGCCUGUGAAGUUGCCAGGUUCAACGACCCUGGCUCGAUGCAGACUAUCUUCAAAUCCAAUAAGCUCGAGGUUCUUCACCUUGGAGCGUGCGAGAGUAUUGAUGAUGCGGCAAUUGCAAUCAUGGUGGAAGGUGUAGACCCCGAAGUGGACCCCUUCACGAACAAACCGAGGGCCCCGCCAAGGAAGCUUGUGGACCUGGAUCUCAGCAGGUGUGCCAACCUGACGGACCAGGCAUUGCGGAGCCUGGCUGGCAAUGUGCCUAACUUGGAAGCAUUACAAUUGGGAGGUUGCGUUUCCUUGACUGAUUCGGGAUUCACUGCACUCCUCCCAACUUUGGGAAAGUUGACGCAUUUGGACUUGGAGGAGUGCUCGGAAUUAACGAAUGCAACCCUGUUGGCUUUGGCCCGUGGCCCGGCAGCAAAGAAACUGGAGCAUUUGCAGUGCAGUUAUUGCGAGAAUAUGGGUGACCAGGGGAUGACAGAGAUCAUCCGUAAAUGCCCCGGGCUGCGGAAUCUAGAGAUGGACAAUAGUAACCUGUCCAAGCCAUUUUUAUGGGGAAUUGGAGGCUAAUCUUGGAACCAUAGCUCGAGUGUCGGAUCUCGUGCUGGGCGAGGCGGCGCAUGCUGUCCGACAUCGCCUCUCACCUCCCAAUUCUCCACCGGUUCCAGGGUCUUGCUCCCCUCGUGUUGCCCUUAGGCUCGUAGUUUAUGAUUGUGCGAGCAUCACAUGGCCUGGUGUUCGCGACAUCCUCGCCCGCAAUGCCGAUUCUACGCCCAGCACCUUUAAACCGGAAUUGAUUCAACUGAAGUGCUUCUACGGCUGGCAGCAGACUGUUGAUGAACACAUGAAGAGGGUUCUCAGGGGUGAUCGAGAUAGCGCAAACAGGCUCGAGUCUAAAUGGGCCGAGCACAUGAUGUUGAGCGAAGAUCCCACCCUCGGGAGGCGUAGAAGGAGAAGACAGGCUUUGUGGGAUGAUGAUGAAUUUAUCGGAAGGAGGAGGGGCAGAAGUGGUUGUGUGAUUUGCUAAGCAGUCUGCUAAAUUCUCUCCUUAUCAUUCCGCCACCUCCACUAUUGCUUUGUGUUGUUUUUGUCAUUUUUUCUUCAACUGUAGAUCUUCAAAGAGGUGGCGGGGUUGAGAGGGAGUGCAGAGGAUGGUACGCGGGGGGCUGUGAUCUUGGGCGGAGUUUUGACAUAUUUACUUGGUUUUGUUUGGUUUUGCUCGGCUUUUUCUUUCCUUUUCUCAUUCUGCUAGGGAGGCUACUCUUUUUCUUCUCUUUCUUCCAUUACGUGGGCAAGGCACCUGUCGCUUUUCCUUUCCUUUUCCUUUCACUUCCCCUCUUUGGUUAUUGGCGGGUGAACACUACCGUAUGGCUUCACAAGAGACGAACCCGACUCAGUAGUCUGCAGCUUGCAGCGGAUUCUUCCUGUGGGGAGAUGCUGGAGGGGAAACUCGUGGUCAUGGAAGGUCACUCGAGGUUUAUGACUCCUGACGAUGUUCAUGCUUGAGAAAUCGACGAGGUUUGAAGGAUGAAUGUAUUAUAUUGGCGUAUGCCUGGACGGUGAAGAUGGGGGUGUUAUGCAAACAUCGUACUGUACAUGGCUUAACUUUGUUGGGCGAAGGGAUUAUCCGUGCGGGCAGUAGGGUUUUUUUUUUUGGAGAGGGGUAUAGUUUUUUGGAAUGUACAGUUCUAGCUGAAUUGCUGUGAUAUCGUGUGAAUAAAAACUUGGAUUUUCAUUUU